Saccostrea cuccullata (small rock oyster) is the source of this 1329-nucleotide messenger RNA. RefSeq names its product putative ankyrin repeat protein RF_0381. NCBI's taxonomy places the organism in Eukaryota, Metazoa, Mollusca, Bivalvia, Ostreida, Ostreidae. The record is from RefSeq and is a predicted model, not a curated record. The coding region runs from base 1 to 1329 and encodes 442 amino acids. Gene Ontology annotation, molecular function: protein binding. The transcript has a single exon.
AUGGACAGUCAGGGCUCCAACUCUUUACAAUCUGCAGCUAGUUCUGGAGACAAACAUGCAUUUAAUCUUUUGUUAAAGUCCGGCUUUGAUCCAUAUGAAAAAGAUAGAGACAAUAGUCACACAGUUCUAACUUGUGCUUGCCAGAAAGGAAGGACAGACAUGGUAAAAUACCCUAUUGAGAAAUACCCUGCAUUACUCCAGGAACAUACAGAUAUUCGAGGAAAAAGUCUUCUGCAAUGGGCAGCUUUCAGUGGGAAUAUUGAUAUAUUUGAAUGUAUGCUAGACAUCUUUGAGAAUGAAAAUAUAUUACAUUUAUCAAGUGGAGUGAAACCAAAAGUAGAUGGAAAAGAUUAUUCAGGUCAAUCUAUCCUGCACUUUGCAUGCGAAAAAGGUAAUUAUGAUAUGUGUAAAUAUCUGUUGAAUAGAUAUCCUCAGCUACUGGAUGUUUGUGACAAUGAUGGGGAAACUGUCCUCCACUUCGCAGCUCGAGGAGGUAACGUAGAACUUUUCAAAUUUCUGUUAAGUAAAGGAUUAAAUGUCAAUAGUACAACAAAAACUGGGAAUACUGUGGUACAUCUGUGUUGUGCUGAGGGCAGAGAAGAAAUGUCUAGGUAUCUGGUAAAUAAGUAUCCAAAUUUAAUAUCUUUUAGAGACAAUAAUGGAUGGACAGCUUGUGCAGGAGUUAGUGUAGAACUUGUGUCUUUUCUUAUAGAAAAAGGAAUGGACAUUAAUACCUUGUCAAAUAAUGGUAAAAAUAUUCUGCAUUUAGCCUGUCUCAAUGGGAAGUUGGAAGUUUGUGAAUACUUAGUUGAGAAUUAUCCCCAUCUAUUAGACAUCAAAGAUAAAUCUAGCAAUACAGUUUUGCAUGCUGCAGCCUCGGGAGGCAAUGUUCAAAUAGUUAAAUUAUUGAUUGAUAAGAAGAAGGACAUCUAUACCCUGCAAAAAGAUGGUGAAACAAUUUUACAUCAAUGUUGUUACUAUGGUGAAAUGGAGAUGUAUGAGUAUCUGGUCAAUCAUUUUUCAGAGUUAAUAAAGAUCAGGGACAAUAAAGGGUGGACAGUAUUACACUCAGCUUGCAGUGUCGGGAGUGUAGACAUAGUUUCUUUUCUAUUAGACAAAAGAUUAGACAUCAAUGCGUUGUCAAAUGUUGGUGAAAGUAUAUUGCAUAUUGCUUGCCUAAAUGGUGAACAUGAUGUUUGUAGGUAUUUAUCAACAAAUUAUCCAGAUUUGUUAGCAGUUAAAGAUAAUCAAGGUAAGUUAGUGAUAGAUAUUGCCGCUGAGCAUGGUGACAUUGACAUGAUUCAUAUUCUGAGAGAACGCCGCCAUUAG